CAAACAAAUACAAUCUCCACCCUGCACACCAACAGCCUCUGUUAUCGCUCACUGGCUCUUCGGCAACUUAUCGGUUCAGUCGCUUGAGACGGCAACAGGCCAACGCGUCAAACAUGUUCCGCGUUGGCAACCCCUGGGGCUUUGGCGGCCCUGCUGCCUUUGGCGCAAGCCCCGCUGUUGAUGAUGAUAGGCUCUAUUCCAGCAUGUUUGGACGGCCAACCCAGCCUCGCGGAGGCUACCCGGAGGAGCUACUUUACUCUGGAUAUUACAAUCCAGCAUACGGGAGGGCUGCCUACCCUGCAGGCUACCGCCGUGGUGUGCCCAUGCCACCUCAUCCAAUGGACCUGCAUGAAGACCCCUACGCCGCCGCAGCCGCCGCAGCUCAGGCUGCUCGCAAGGCCCCGGCCAGCAGCGCACCCCCGGCCAGCGCACCCGGCCGCCCGGUAUACCAUGAGGCGUCCGGCUACGUCCUCGUGCCCGACGGCAUGGGCGGCUACUGCCUGGCUCGUCCCACCGGCCUCCGCACCCCUGCCUCCGCCAUGCCCGUCGCAUCGUCCGCUGCGCGCCUGCCGGUUCGUAGGCCAGUGGCCGCGUCUGAGGAGGACGAUGACGAGGCGGAGGAGGAUGCGGACGUGAUGGACGCCGUCGCUGCCGCCCGCGCCCGUCGCCUGCAGAAGGAGCAGGCGGCAGCAGCGGCGCUGGCGGCGCAGCUUCAGCGACGCCGUGCACCGGCCGCAGCAGCGCCGGCGCCCCGGGCGGCAUCGCCGCUCAUCAUUGCCUCGGACCCCGAGGACCAGGACGGCGAGGUGGACUCGGAUAGCGACACGCACGACCUCGCCUCCGUCCGGUCCCAGCAGCGGCAACAGCAACAGCAACAGCAGUCGCAGCAGCCCACGCGACGGAUGGCCCUCUACUAUGACCCCUUCACAGGCGGCUACUACCGCGCACCCUUGCAGUCGGAGCCGGCCGCGCCGGUUGCGCCCAAGCCGGCCGCCAAGCCGGCCGCCGCCGCCGCCAUCUCCGGCUCCCGCACGGCAACGGCGCAGGAGCCCUCCGCGGCUUCGCAGCCGCGCAGCAUCCACGUCAACCAGCAGGCGCAGCAAAGCGAGCGCGUGCCAGUGACCAUGAUACCCGCGACCUCCAGGCCCACCACCACCAGCACCACCACCACAGCGACCACGGGCGCUGUCUCCAGCGGCGCCUCACUUCAGCGGCAGCACAGCAACGCGCUCGUGCCUCGGCCGCCCAUGGAGGUCUCCCUAUCACGCGGCCCCAGCUCCAACCUGCUUCCUGCCGUGUCUGACCUCAAUCUCAGCUACGGCGCCUGCGGCGCAACAGCACGCAGCGCCGCACCCGCGCCCACCGCCACCGCCGCUGCCGUCACCGCGCCCGCAGGCCGCGCCUCCUCUCGACCUGCCAGCGCCGCGCCCAUGCUCAAGUCGCAGGCAGCGCGCACCAUCCAGCGUUGGUUUCGCGGCUGGCGGCUUUGGCGGCACCUAGCCUCGCUGCAGGGCCUGGUGAGGGCGGCGGCGGAGCUGCGCGAGGCGGCGGCCAAGUUCUACGGCUUCAUGGCCGCCACGGAGACGAACAUCACGUGCCGGCAGGCGGCGGAGGUGAACGAGCUGGCCAUGCGCCUGAUCUUCAAGCUGGACAGCAUGGAGGGCAUGCCCGCCGAGUUCCGCGCCCUGCGCAAACACCUGGUAGGCCGCGCCAUGCGGCUGCAGGACGAGGGGCAGGCCGCCUACGCCAAGUCCGCCGCCCGCCCCGGCAACGGCUCAGCUGUUGUCGCAGACGCCGACACCGUGCGCGGCCCUGCAGCAGCGGCGCCUGCGGCGCCGGCCUCUGCCGUGGCGGCCUCUGCCGCGGCGGCCCCUGCCGCUGCAAGCCAGCAGGAGGCUGCGGCGCCCAGCCGUGCCAGCACCGCCGGGCAGUUCACGCCGCCGCCGUCACCACGUCAUCACGCGCACGCCGAUCGGAAGCAACCGGCCAACAGCGACACUGAUCUGAGUGACGUGCACGGGGCCGCGGCGCCAGCAGCAGCAGCGGCAGCAGCAGCACCAGCAGCACCAGAAGCUGCUGCUUCUAAGGCCGUGCCGGCGGACGCAAGCAUAGGCGAUGCCGAGGCGGAGGGAAACUGUGCCACCGCAAACGACGCCAAUGCAUCCGAGGCGUCGGCGGACGGUGUGGCUGCGACUACGGUCGAGCCAGCAGGUCAGGCCGGGAGGGAAGGGGGCCGGGUUGAAACCGGCGCCUCUUCGUCCGCUCCUGGCGAUGGCAAGAGCGCGGUGAAGCUUCCGUCCUUGACGGCGGCUGCAUCGGCGUCGGCGGAACCGGCAGCGGCGGGCGCGGCGGCGUCUACGGCGGCGGCGGCAGCAGCUAAGGGGUGCAAGUCUGGUCCCGUGGCUCUGACCUCCUCCACCCCCUCCUCCGCACAGUGCAACGCUCCCCGCUCUGCUUCAGCGCACCCGGGGCCAAGCAGCAGCGGCGCAACCGCCGCCGCAGCGGUUAGCACCGAAAACAACGGCAACAGCAACAGCAGCAGGCCCAGCCCGACGGCGCCCAGGUCAAGGGAGACAAAGCUACAGGGCCUUCGCGUAGGUCGCGUCGGCAGUGAUGUCAGCCUGCGCCGGCAGAGCAGCCGCGAGCAGCUGAAGCAACAGAAACUGGUGGCAACUGCGGCUGCUGCUGCUGCGGCGGCGGCGGAAGCAGCCAAGUCCUUAGGGCCGGUUUCGGGCGAAGGCGUGGCACCCGCUGGGUCCAGCCCUGUUGGCGGCGGUGGUGCUGUAAGCCUGUCAGGACACCUGCAGCGCCUGCAGAAAGCGCUGGGGGCACUGCAACUACUCAGCAAGAAGAAGAAGAAGUGGACGGCGGGCGCUGGCCGCGCGGGCAGCUCACGCGACCGCAAGCGCCAGUGCGCGUGAGCACUGCAUGAAUGGACGUGAUAGGGUGUGUAGGGGCGGCGCAAAGUCAGGGUCAGAGUCAGAGUCAGAGUUAGGGUCAGGGUCAGGGUAGGGGCGCGCUAUCACGCUAUGAGCAGUAUGCAUGAUGCUGAGUACACGUGAGUUUGUUACUGGGUGCAGCGGUUCGGAAGGUUGUGUGAAUGUGUUAGGGCGAGCGCCACGCAGCUGGGUUUUUGGCGAGUUUAGUAAGCUUAAGUUUCGCAUGGGUCGUCAGGCAAUCUUUACACGCUCCGGAUUUGUGGCAUCGCGCCAUGACCGCUAUCACAACGAAUGACAACGGCUGAGUACUGCAAACUGUCAAGUCAGUAAGGCAUGUAUGGUUGGCACGGCGUGUAUGCGAUUUAAGUUGUGGCCUGCUGGUCUGGAGUUUACUGGCGUAGGAUACUACGAUAAUACUGGACUGCGCGUGCGGAUCAGUGACCAGUGGUGUACAUGCCUGGCCAUGACGCCAUGUUAGAUUACAGGGGAACUCCCAGGGCUGCCUGCCAAUUGCAGGAGUUACAGUGGGCAUGUAACAUGAUACGAAU
Messenger RNA from Chlamydomonas reinhardtii, 3487 nucleotides. RefSeq lists its product as uncharacterized. The record is from RefSeq and is a predicted model, not a curated record. NCBI's taxonomy places the organism in Eukaryota, Viridiplantae, Chlorophyta, Chlorophyceae, Chlamydomonadales, Chlamydomonadaceae. The transcript is spliced from 3 exons. Gene Ontology annotation, biological process: protein folding. The coding region runs from base 114 to 2921 and encodes 935 amino acids.